Messenger RNA from Fopius arisanus, 1634 nucleotides. RefSeq names its product ovalbumin-related protein X. The coding region runs from base 417 to 1553 and encodes 378 amino acids. Gene Ontology annotation, molecular function: serine-type endopeptidase inhibitor activity. The record is from RefSeq and is a predicted model, not a curated record. The transcript has 7 exons. NCBI's taxonomy places the organism in Eukaryota, Metazoa, Arthropoda, Insecta, Hymenoptera, Braconidae.
UAUGAGAGUGAUAAUUGAUGUUUCGAUAAUUAGUCAUUGAAUCACCUCCUCAGUGAAAAUCCCCUGAGACAUCUGCAUCUGGAGGUGCUAUAUACUCAUCCCAAUAGUCAUCCAAUCGAACUAGUUUAUUUUUAUCAGUUUUAUAACUCGUCUGGGAAAAAAAUCUUAAUUAUACUGCCGGGUAAAAAAAAUAAGUUUCCAAAACGUCAUAAACAAAUUAAAGGAACAUUAUGACAAAUAAACGUGUUGUACGUGAAGUGGAUAUUGUCACGUUUGAGGAAGUGAUAAGGAUGCAUAAAGAGAGAUAAAUAAUCCGAGAAUUUGGAAAGUCGCAAGCAACACCUUCUUUAGAGAGAAUCUAUGAAUUCCUGAAGAGCGUAUUCAUUACUGAAGUUGUGGUAUUGCAGUCUAACAGGAUGAGAACAAUAAUAAUUCUGGUGGUUGUUGAAAUUUUUGGAUUUGUAAUCUUUGCAUCUGAUCCAUGCCAAAAUUGUGAAGAGAUCUCCAAGAAAGUAGAGAAUUUCUCCAAUGAUAUUCAGAACGAAAUGGCGAAGACGCACAGGGGAAAUUUUGCGACCGCUCCUUUCAAUUUGUUUUCGAUCCUCACAAUGGUGACUUACGCAGUUUUUGGGAGAAGCAAUACACAGCUGAAAAAAGCAUUGCGCUAUGAUGAUUACAAAUGCCUUCGGAGAGCAUUGAUUUCAAUCGUCGAAAAACUCCACAAUGAAUCAUCUGGUUCUAUGGUAAUGAGCGCCCAGAUUUUUGUGGGUAAAAAUUACAGGAUUAAAUGGGAGUUCAAAAAAAUUACAAAUCCAGUUUUUCAAUUUUCAGAAAACUUCACAGAUGAUAAAUCAAUCAUUUUUAAAAAUACCGCACACUUCAACGGUAAAUGGCGCACAUCAUUUUCCAAAUUUGCUACAAGCCCUCAAAAAUUUUAUUCUCGAAUGGAGAUAAAAGGGCACACGGCGCCAUACGUUGAUAUGAUGCACGGAAUUAUUGGAGUUAAAUAUGGAAUUCUAGAGAAGUGGAACGCUCGAUUCAUUGAAUUGCCUUUUGCGGAGGAAAACCUAAGUAUGGUAGUCAUCCUUCCUCUCACAUCAUCAACGAUUAUCAGCAAGACAACACUGGCUAUAUUUUCAAGUAGCAAAAAUGUAUCAGCACUUGAGCAUCUGAUGAAAAACCUGAAUGAAUCCACAAUCAGUUCUUUUUUGAAUACUGCCGAAAUUGCCAAUGUUGAUAUACUGCUACCAAAAAUUGUAAUUAAUUCGGAAAUUAAUUGGAAAGAAUCGUUAAACCACCUGGGAGUGAGUGAUAUGUUUCAAUUGAAUUCCAAUUUUUCUGGUAUGACUGAUGGAUUGGUGGAAAACGUGAAAGUACUAGAAAACGUAUCGAUCAGUCUGAGCGAAGAAGGACUCAACCAACCGGAGGACCAUACGACCGCCGCGAAUGUCGAAUUCAAAGCCGAUAUCCCUUUCUUCUUUGCGAUUAUCAAGCGCUUCACUCCAGAAAAUCUGUUAGUGCUGUUCAACGGACAUUAUACCAAUCCUCCCUAGCCUGGAGGAAAGCCGUUUUGACGAUUUACAAAAAUUUUUACAAACUUUUAAAUCCAAUCUAUUGUAAAAUUUAUAAACAUU